Molecule: messenger RNA, 3396 nt
Organism: Lepisosteus oculatus (spotted gar)
Lineage: Eukaryota; Metazoa; Chordata; Actinopteri; Semionotiformes; Lepisosteidae
Source: RefSeq, a predicted model, not a curated record
CUCCUAUUGGACGAGAGUGGCUUCCCCCUCUCCUAACGCAGAUCAGAAAUCCAAACUUUGCAGCGACGAGGGGAAGUUAGCGAAGGAUAACAGAAACGCCUGGAGUGACUUUGUUUUCGGCUAAUAACGGGAGUGCGUACUAGGGGGAAGCCACUAGGGAGCGAUGGAUGACAACUCCAACAGUGGCAGCAGCACCAAUGGCUCCUCGAACAACUGGACCAUUCUGACCCCAGAGGACUCUGUGGUGGAGAAUGUGGGCCCAGGGGAUGAUGGGACGGAUGGUCCUCCAGUGGCGGACCAAAGCUCCGCGGAGGAGCUGAAAGAGACCGCCGAGGAGGAGGAGGAGGAGGAGGCUGGCAUCGCCGGGCUGAGGGCAGGGGAGACGCGCUCUGCGGAGGGGCUGCAGGUCUGCCAGGAGACGGCGACGGGGAACAGCGAGAGCAGCCCCAGCCCCGGCCCGGACUCCAACGUCGUGACUGUGCCCGCCUCCUCGCCACAGGAAGAGGAGGGGCACCAGGAGGAAGGGGAGGGCCCAGGGCUGUCCAGGAAGGUUGAUGAGAUUGGAAAGCAAGCAGUGCGAUUGGUGGCUCCGCUGCUGAGGGGCCUGACCCUGUCAGGGUUCCGUAGAUGGGGGAAGCGGCUGAUUGGACGAGGAGGAAGAGGUACUGAAUCGGAUUCAGACCCGGAGACUGGGGCAGGCCUCCGGAGACGGAAGACACACCACCUGGGGAGAGGAGAGGAGGAGGAGGAGGAAGAGGAAGAGGAGGAUCAGGAGGAAGAGAGGGCGUGGAGGAAGGAGGGGGAAGGGGGACUUGGGCUUUCCCUGAACAAGUGCAUCGUGGGAGCCCUGCUCUUGCUGGGACUGGGGAUGAUCCUGUUCUCCGGGCUGGAUGAGGAGGUGGAUCUGAGGGAACUGCAUGAGAAGGAUCUUUAUGGACAGCAGGACGAAACCGGUCCUGCCCCGGACCCACGGUCGGCGCAGUUGAUGGCUUCUCUGCUAGACAAGCUGGCCCAGGAGAACCAGCAGAUAACCCUGCUGCAGGCUGAGCUGCAGGCCCAGAAGGAGGAGCUGGCGCUGGCCCUGCGCGGGCUGGAGGAAGGAGGGGGUUUGGCCCAGGAGAACGAGCGGCUGCGCGCUGAGCUGGCCUCCCUGCCCAGCCUGCAGGGGGAGCUGGAGAGCCUCAAGGCCAGAGUGACAGAACUGACGCAAAUCACAGAAGCCCACUCUGCUGCCCCUGUGCCCAACCUCACUGUGCAGAACGUCUCCACUGCACCCCCUACAGAUGAGCCAGGGCACCGCAAUGACACCCCAAGUCAAGAGAGCCCGGUUGCCGGGGAGGCGGAGGAGAGCGCAGGAGGAGGAGACGCCCUGCAGCAGGAGCUGGAGAGACAGCGCCUCCUGCUGGCCGAGAGCCGGCGGCGCCUGGAGGGGCUGACGGGGGCGGCGAGGGAGCGGGGGGGGAAGAGGGGGGUGAGGGAGGGGCUGGCGGAGCUGGAGAGGAGGCUGUCCGCCGAGAUCGAGCGGCUGGGGAAGGGAGCGCCGGGGGAGAGGAGGGAGGAAGGGGGCCAGAAGAGGCGCUGGGAGGAGGCGGAGAGAGGGGCGCGGAGAGAGGGAGAGGGGAGAAAGGAGGGAGAGGAGAGGGGGAGGAGGGAGAGGAAGGAGGGAGAGUGGCUCAGGCAGAAGACGGAGCAAACGGAAGAAGGGAUGACGAAGGACAAGGCCAGGGAGCAGAAGAAGGAGAGGCCGGAGCCCAGAUCCAAACAGGACCACCACUGGCAGGGGCCCAGCCGGACGGCGCCGUCGCCCGGGAAACCGGCCCACCGGCACCACGACCACAACGCCUUCUGGAAGCAGCAGGGCGAGAGGCUGCGCCACUACCGCCCCCUGCAGGGCUGCGGGGGUCCGCGGGACUGCGCCCGCAGGGAGGGGCUCCACCCCGUCGAGCUGCCCGCCUUCCAGGCCCUGCUGGGGGGCUACCUGCGCCGCCUCGGCGGGGGGGCCGGGCCGGCCGAGCUGCAGCGGCUGACCCUGGACUUCUUCCAGGACGGCCUCUUCGCGCACCAGCGGAUGUCCUUCCGGGACUUCGCCGAGGACGUGGGGGAGAUCCUGGAGGAGCUGGCGGAGAGGGAGGGGGGCGGCGAGGGCGAGGGCGAGGAGCUGGAGCGGUUCAUGGAAGGGUUCGAGAGGGAGGCACUGAGGAGGUUUGCCAUCCCGGGACACGGACACAGACACGGAGAGAGGGAGCGAGAGGGGAGGAGGAGAGGCAGGAAGCCCAGCACCGCCGAGCCGGACCACAGCCAGGAACAGCAGCGCCCCCCGGUGGAGCAGGACUGGCACGCCCGCAGCAAGGAGAAGCACAGGUGGGCCGAGCCAGUGGGCGGCAGCGAGUAGAACAGACAGGCCGAACUGGACCGGGGACCUCUGGACACUGGCUCCUCCCUCCUUUCCGGGCUCUUCCGCAGCAGCAGUGUCACUCGGACCCGCACAGAGGUUCAUCAACCAUCCCACCAAUGUUGGCAGGGCAGGGAGGUGUCUGGCUCCCCCUACAGGACGAGGGCUCGGUGGCACCUUUUAUUUUGAAAAUCUUUCAUCUGCGGCUCUCAGAUCCAAAGCCUUCGUGUUCUUCAGGAGCUGGAGAGCCCAGGGUUCGAAUGUGGAUUUAAUUGACUUAAUGAAAUCCAAGGAGUAGCAGAGAACAGAUAGUGGAUUUUUUGGGGUUUCUUUUCACCAGAGUUUGUGUUGGGGUGUUUUUUUUUUCAGAAGUCAGGAAUGGUGAGGGGAGGGUGGCGGGUUUUUCGCUCCUGCUGGAUGGUUUCAGUGGGGGAAACGCCUUUCUUUUUUUCUGGGAGGAAAAUAAGGGAAUGGAGCUCAGGGCUGUGGCUGGGUUGCCAGACACCUGCCACUCUUGGUGUAGAGAAGUGCUUCUUGAUAAAGAAAAACUAGGACAUGGGAGCUGUACAGACCUUACUUGGUGUGUUAAAUUAUUUUGUUCCCAUGUAAUUAAUGACCCCAAUUAAGCAAUUAAGGCUUGCGUGGUGGGGUGGUCUUUUGACUUGGGCUUCUAGGGUUGCAACACUGAACUUGGACAGUGAGUCACGCCACCUUCGCCGACCUGGAGAAAAUCCAAUCAGCGAAAUGUCAGCUGUGGCACGAAGGCCGAGACCCGACUUCCCAGAGGGGGGAGCUGCCCUGGCCUGCCUGGAGAAGUUGGGGUGCAGGAGCGUGUUGGGGGGGUUCGGUGAUUGCAGGCCCUGGUCUCAGGCCUACUGAACUGUUAUUACAUUUCCUGCUGAACAGAGUGACUUCUGACCCCCUCCCCCCCCCUCUAGAAAUGCCUGAUUGAUGUUGUUUAUGUCUUUGUAUAAAAAAUAAAGUUUCUUCAACGAGUAGCCGAG